AUGGAGGACAGAACCUCAGGCCUGAGACACCUGGGCACCCAGCACCCAACUGAAGAGCCAGCUGGGAAGAGCAGGGAUGUUCUUCAGCUCAGCGGAGUGCAGAGCAGCAAGGGCCUAAAGGAGACCCCGAUUAAGUUCUCUAGCAGCACCGUGUCACUGAUGGAAUUUAUAAAGCUGAUGUCCGACCUGCUGCUGUUGGGAGUCAUGAAAGUCGGCUGGCAAGAGAAUAGCCGCUCCACACCACUGACCUGCACGCGCCUGCGCUGCUGCCGCCCGGCUGGGACAGGUAACCGCGCGCCGGCCCCGCUCCGCGUGAGCCCCGUGUCCCGGGACAAUCCUGGGAUAAUCCUGCUCUCGAGCAGGCGAGUCGCGCACUUCGGGCGGACAGACCCGGAGCGACCCGGAAUCACACGCAGUUCAGUCCGGCAGUACCUGCAGUUCCUCCCAGACCAGUCUGUGCUCAUCCUGCAUGCCAAGGUGGCGCAGAAGUCCUACGGUAACGAGAAACGAUUCUUCUGCCCUCCUCCAUGUGUCUACCUCACUGGGCCAGGCUGGAAACUCAAACAGGAACUGCUGAAAGCCAGCGGUCUGGGAGACUCCAGCUGCAGGGUGCGGGGCUACAUGGGGCUGGACAGCGCUGGCGUCACCCAGAGCAACACCCUGAAACUCAAUUUUGAGGAACAGCUGGACUCAAAGAUGUUUGGCUGUGCAAAGGCUCUGUACAUCUCUGAUGCUGACAAAAGGAAACACUUCAGGCUGGUUUUGAAGCUGUUCUUCAGCAAUGGGCAGGAGAUAGGCUCCUUUUACAGUAGGCAGAUCAAGGUGAUCUCUAAGCCAUCCCAGAAAAAGCAGUCCAUGAAGAAUGCAGACUUGUGCAUUUCCUCGGGCUCCAGGGUGUCCCUGUUCAACCGGCUGCGCUCCCAGACCGUCAGCACGCGGUACCUCUCCGUGGAGGGAGGGGCUUUCGUGGCCAGUGCCAGGCAGUGGGCAGCCUUCACCAUUACCCUGGGGGGCGAGCAGCAGGCUGAGCAGGGGCAGUACCCGCCGCGUGAGGGCUACAUCUGCUACGGCUGCAGUGUGCGGCUGGUGUGCACCGGCACUGGGGUGGCCCUGCCCCCCAUGGUAAUCAGGAAGGUAAACAAGCAGCAUGCCAUGCUGGAUGUGAAUGAACCGGUCUCCCAGCUGCACAAGUGUGCUUUCCAGUUCAAAGACAGCAGCAGGAUGUACUUAUGUCUCUCCAAUGAAAAAAUCAUACAGUUUCAGGCCUCUCCCUGCUCCAAGGAUCCCAGUAAAGAGCUGCUGAAUGACGGCUCAUGCUGGACCAUCAUUGGCACAGAGAUGGUGGAAUACACAUUCAGUGAGAGCCUGGCCUGCCUGCAGGGCCCUGUCACUCCCAUCCCACUCAUCAGCACUCUGGAGCUGAAUGGUGGUGGAGAUGUGGCCAUGCUGGAGAUCCAAGGAGAGAACUUCAGCCCCAGCCUGAAGGUCUGGUUUGGAGAUGUAGAAGCAGAGACCAUGUACAGGAGCCCCAAGUCCAUGUUGUGUGUGGUGCCUGACGUGUCUGUGUUCAGCGGAGAGUGGCGAUGGCAGAGACACCCCAUCACGGUGCCCCUGUCCCUGAUCCGCACUGAUGGGCUGAUCUACCGCAGCUCCUUCUCCUUCACCUUCACGCCCGAAUUGAGCCCCCUGAUCAGGUCCAGAGCCCCACCAGAGUGUCCCCCUGACUCCGACUCGCUGAUCAACACCAUCCAUCAGGAGUUCACUCGCACCAACUUCCACCUCUUCAUGCAGAGCUAAUCCUGGACCAUCGAUCAAGACACAUUCCACCCCAUAAAGACAGGGGACACACAAAACAAUUCUGAACAAGCGCAAAAAUAAUUAAGCCUCCAGUUAUUCAGUGCUGCUCAGGAACCAGCAGAGCCAUGCCUCGGCCUGAGGUGGGCAUCCUGGAUGUGCUAGAGGAGACCUGUGUGAACUGGAGGUGUCACCCACAGGCUGUAAUUAGAGCUGCAGGAUCUCACAUCUCAGAGCUCUUUGAACUGGAGGAGAUGGAGCGGCUCAGAAUCCUCGGGGCCACGAUGCAUGUGAUCCAGGCUCCCCUCCUCUUCUCUGUAAGUGUGAUGGCUGUGAAAGUGGGACUAUGUCUGCUUCCGUCUGUCAGCCAUGGCUAAGAACAGUGACACUGGCUCUCUCCCUCAGCUCCACGUUUCUCUUUUGCCAUCUUUGUACUGCACAAUGGACAGCAUGAAAACAGAGAGAGACAGAAUUAGCAAAGUCUCAUUGAGAAACUGGUAAUGCAAAGGUGAUGUUUCAUAACUUUAAUAUAUGCAGGAAGUUUAAUUGGUAUUUGUAUUUGCAGGAAGGCUAGAUAUUGCUUGGACUACUCCUUGUUUCAUAGGAUUACAUACAUUUGCAUGACUCACCUUAAAUUGCCCUCCUGGGAUGAGUUAAGUAUUUUGAAUUGAAUUGAAUUAAACGCUGGAAAGGCUUUUCCAAUCAGAAAGUCUAAAAAGCACUGCAGAGAAGAGCAGAAUACAUGAGAAUCUUGUUUUUUUAAUCUCUACACAAUUCUGGGAGUGUGAUAGUGAGAUGAGUCAUUUCAUUCUGCAGGGGCUCAGGAAAUGUCAAAAGCUACAACGAAUUAUACAGUAUGUCAUCCAGUUCGUUGAGCUGGAUGAGAAGAGAAACAGUUUUUAAAAAGUUCAGUGAAUUGGGCAGGAAACAGAAAGCUCAGCUGACAUAGAAAAAUACUCAACAACACAAAUUAGACUGCCUUGCAUUAUUCUGAGCAAGUGUAGGCAGACUCCUCUGUCCCAGCCAUCUUUAAGUCAGCACUGAUGGGUGGAAAGGUGCGCCCCUCGUCGAGAGACGGAGGGGUCACUGUGUCGCCGGGUCCUCCCGCCCUCUCCCUGCCCUCUGGCUGGGGAAUUGGGAGGUGUAAUUGGAAGAAUUCUGCACAAUGGUACAGCAAUUGAAAAGCAAGUAACAAUGAGGAAAGUGAGAGAAUUCAUGCGUGUGGAGGUUCGGCAGUGGGUCUGCAUGUCUUCCUGCGUGUCAUCAUGCUAUCUGACUGAUAUUUAAGCGUCUAAAUUACACACAUUGAGAUAUAAUUCUACUCAGGAACAUGGGAAGAGAACAAUGAGUUUCCAACACCUCUCACCUGACAGCUUAUUAAAAGUUGAUCCAGCCUGUGAGCCCUGAGCCCACAGUCCGCUCUCUCACACAACCACAGCAAGGGGUCCAGAACUUCAGCCAAGACUCCUUUGAUUCCCCCAAGAGCUUAAUGAGUUGACAAAUUGUAAUUUUACAGCUGGAGACUGGCAAUGCACUAUAUUUUACAACAAAUAUUUGAACAGCUUAUGAUUUAUAUCUGCAAGGCCAAUACUUUAAUAAUUGCAGCAGAGCUAGUGGUCAUGGAAAAUUAGUUUUGGGAAAGUUAAAAAAAUUUCAUGGAACAGACCAAUAAUAUUCCUUGUAAUAUGUGAUGGGUUUAUUAUUCCCAGUCACGCAGAACACUUCCUAAUAUUAAAGAAGUUUAUGGGAUUUUGAGAAAAUGUAAGGUAAAGGUAAACAGUGGAUGAUUAUUUCACUUUGUUUUUCACUUUGUGCUUCUCAACUUCCAUCAGGUUCUACAAACACAUCAAAAUAGCAUUAAACUGCAUAUAUCAGCAAAGAAAACCUUUUUACUUUAGAACAGAAUUAAUCAUUUUAAAAGAUCUA
Messenger RNA from Lepisosteus oculatus (spotted gar), 3720 nucleotides. It is a transcript of the gene rbpjl, whose product is annotated as recombination signal binding protein for immunoglobulin kappa J region-like. NCBI's taxonomy places the organism in Eukaryota, Metazoa, Chordata, Actinopteri, Semionotiformes, Lepisosteidae. Gene Ontology annotation, cellular component: nucleus. Gene Ontology annotation, molecular function: DNA-binding transcription activator activity, RNA polymerase II-specific; RNA polymerase II cis-regulatory region sequence-specific DNA binding. Gene Ontology annotation, biological process: regulation of transcription by RNA polymerase II. The record is from RefSeq and is a predicted model, not a curated record.